This is a messenger RNA of Mercenaria mercenaria, 1210 nucleotides long. RefSeq names its product tripartite motif-containing protein 66-like. The transcript is spliced from 4 exons. Gene Ontology annotation, cellular component: chromatin; nucleoplasm. Gene Ontology annotation, biological process: positive regulation of DNA-templated transcription. The record is from RefSeq and is a predicted model, not a curated record. NCBI's taxonomy places the organism in Eukaryota, Metazoa, Mollusca, Bivalvia, Venerida, Veneridae. Gene Ontology annotation, molecular function: ubiquitin-protein transferase activity. Bases 119 to 1210 code for a protein of 363 amino acids.
GAAUACGGCCUAUUAAAUUAGUGUUUACUGGUAUACUGUACACUGCGCAUGCCCGAAACAACGAAUUUUACUUUCGGUUUCACGUGUUUCCUGGUAAAUACUUUCUUUUCCGAAAAUUAUGGCGACUGGUGGAAAAUCUCAGACCGACGCAUCAGAUGUUAUACACGAUUUUCCUUGCUUUCCGUGCUCUGAGGAAGAUAAGAAUACCGAAGCGUUUUAUGAGUGCGUCGACUGCCACACCCAUUACUGCCAAAGAUGUAUGGAUGGCCACAACAGGUUCGUCAAGAACCAUACCAUACUGGACAAGCAUGCGAUGAAAUCUGGAAGAAGUCAAAGACGACAAUCGCCACACGCUAAUCUGCCAGAAUACACAUGCGACGAGCAUCAUGGGGAAGUGAUAAAAAUGUUCUGCGGGUAUCAUGAUAUCGUGUGCUGCACUGUAUGCAUUGCUGUGAAACACAGGUCAUGUGAAGGAGUGGAAUAUAUACCGAAUAUCGCCAGAAGUAAAGUGACAAGUACAUCAAUACAGACAGGUAAGAACAGUUUGGAGAAAGUAAAGACAUAUUUGCAAGACAUAAACAGCGAAAGAAUUCUCUUACUUCAAGAAAUGAACAAAAAGGAGGACAACACAAUCAAAGAUAUUGAAAAAUUCAAGAAGAGUUUGGUUGACAGGGUUGAAGAGUUGGAGAGAUCUUCAGUUUCCGAGGUAAAAGCCAUGUAUAAGAAAAUCAAGGAGGAUAUUGCCUGUGAUAUUGAAAACAUUAAUCAGAUGUUAGAAGGUAUAAGUCAUAGGCAUAAUAUAACUCUGAAAAAUACGGGUAAUGACGACGAUGUCAAGUUAUUUGUGACUUCAAAGCUGAUGGAAAUGGAAGCAAAGAAAGGCAAAGAUUGCGUUAAUGCAAUUGUCAGAAAAGGAAAGGAAGUGGUGCAUUACGAAAUCAAUACAAGCAUCAAGACAGACCUGAAAGAUGUAAAAUUUCUUGCAAAGUUGAGAGUAUAUAAUGCUGCUCUGUCUGUGAAUAUACUCGACCUCUGUGGAACGUCUGCUCUUUCAUCAUUCACGGAAUCGCUUCAAGCUGAUCUUACAGUUAAUGGAAUAACUUCACAACGUAUAAAGGCUACUGAGCUUGAUGAGAAGUUGUACACAGUUGUAGUAUGUGAUCUGGAGACUUGUCAAGACAGUUUACGUCAAAUAAGAAACAAAAAGUGA